AAUUCAUUGAUUGUUAACAACUUUGCUCUCAUUUCUUCAUCGCAUCAAUUCUUCGCAAAACCUUUGAGAGUUUGCAUUUUAGUUUUUAAAACUGUACAAGACUUCCGUUCCAACACUAGGAUAAUGCCAGGAACCAGAGCUAGCACAAACAAAAAGACGCAGUUGACCAAGAAAAAUAAUUCAGUGUUUGUCUACAAUACCGAUCCAAAAUUUUUCCCGAAUACCAGAAGGAUGGACUACAGUUUCAUUUGCAGUCCGAAAAGAAAAACUGGAUUGCUCACAGUGACAAGCUGCAAAUGCGGCACGGACUGCACCACGGAGGAAUGUAGCAAUUUCGCAAAUCAUCGCGAAUGUCCCCGAGGAUGUUCAAAUUGCGAAAAUCAAAGAUUUCGCAAAAGACAGUUUUGCGGUGUUGAAACUUUCCUCACUGACAAUGGCAUAGGACAUGGGCUCAGAGCAACGGAAGAAAUUGCUACUGGCAAGUUAAUCCUUGAGUAUCGGGGAGAGGCGAUAACCAAGGCCGAGCACAAUAAACGCGUUAAGCGCUAUAAAAAAGAUGGAAUCAAGCACAGUUAUUCGUUUGAAGUGGGAAGAAAUUACUAUGUGGACCCGACACGCAAAGGGAAUUCGGCACGGUUCAUCAAUCAUUCCUGCAAUCCAAACGCUUUGGUAAAAGUGUGGACCGUGCCGGAUAGACCUAUGAAGUCUCUGGGAAUUUUUGCAUCGAAAGUCAUAAAACCAGGAGAAGAGAUCACUUUUGACUAUGGAACCUCCUUCAGAAAUGACCAACCAUGUCAAUGUGGGGAAGCAGCAUGUAGAGGUUGGAUUGGAAAACCAUCAACAUCUGAAGUUCCAAAGGAUGUGUCCAAAGAGCUUAAAAAGAGAGGAAGAAAACCGAAAAUGGAUCCCACAGCACCCAUAUCAACAACGAGCACAGGAGGUGGAGACAAGGGGAAAUUAAGUGGCACAAUUCCGGUGCCAAAAUCCAGGAGAGGAAGAAAAAGAAAGACCGAUGUCACAGCUCCUGUUCCACUAGCCACAAAAACCAAGAGACAUAGUCCCCCAGCCGAAAAUGAGUCAGAAGACAAAGAAAAUGUUAAACCACCAAGCGAAGAAGACAUUACCAACGCCAUGAAUAAUCUUUUAAAUAAGACAUACGAUAAUCAAAAUGGUGUGCUUGAUGAAUGCAGAAGCAUCAUGGGCAAUCUGGAGUGUAAAAGUUACGAACACAUGGUUCACAAACGAGUGCUUUUUCUACUAGAGAAAAAUAUGGGUCUAAACUCGAGACUGUAGCCACUCGUGGACUUUCAAACGGUUUACAUGCUUCACUACAGAACUGCCAAACUUGCCUUCACAAUCCUCAUCUUUGCCAUUUUAUCUUCAGCAUGAUCAGCAUGAUUUCUUGUUUUAAUUUCAUUUUCAUAAUAA
This is a messenger RNA of Caenorhabditis elegans, 1428 nucleotides long. RefSeq names its product SET domain-containing protein (gene set-12). Gene Ontology annotation, biological process: chromatin remodeling. Gene Ontology annotation, molecular function: histone methyltransferase activity. Bases 124 to 1293 code for a protein of 389 amino acids. Gene Ontology annotation, cellular component: nucleus; chromosome. NCBI's taxonomy places the organism in Eukaryota, Metazoa, Nematoda, Chromadorea, Rhabditida, Rhabditidae. The transcript is spliced from 7 exons. The record is from RefSeq and is marked reviewed.